GUGGGGCACCCCCUUUACAGUGCGGGGGGACACACCCCCUGUACAGUGCGUGCUAACCGAGCGAUCCCCAAAUACACCAGCAGCAGUGACGCGCGGUGUGGGUAGAAGCAGCAGCAGCACGGGAAGGGCACGGACUCUUUGCGGCGGAUCACUCGGCAGGACCCAGCCAUGGCUCUGGUGGAAAUUUCCAGCAACCGGAUUUUUGAAGGAUAUCAGAAGGUGUUUGAACAUGAGAGCUCGGAGCUCAAGUGCAAGAUGCGCUUCGGCGUUUACCUGCCGCCCAAAGCGGAGACGCACAAGUGCCCAGUUCUCUACUGGCUAUCAGGCCUCACGUGCACCGAGCAGAACUUUGUGACGAAGGCCGGGGUGCAGCGCCUGGCGUCGGAGCACGGCCUCAUCGUGGUGGCGCCCGACACGAGUCCUCGCGGCUGUAACGUGGAGGGGGAGGACGAGAGCUGGGACUUCGGUUCGGGCGCCGGCUUCUACGUGGACGCGACGCGCGACCCCUGGAGCCAGCACUACCGCAUGUACUCCUACGUCACGCGCGAGCUGCCCAAGCUGGUGAAGGAAUCGUUCAGCGCGGACGCCGAGAAGCAGUCGAUCUUCGGGCACUCGAUGGGGGGGCACGGCGCGCUGGUCUGCGCGCUGAGGAACCCCGGCAUGUACAGGUCCGUGUCGGCGUUCGCGCCGAUUUGCAACCCAGUGGAGUGUCCGUGGGGCCAGAAGGCCUUCGCGGGCUACCUUGGCGAAGACCGCGAGGCCUGGAAGGCGUACGAUGCCACGUUGCUGGUGUCCGGCUACUCGGGUCCACCACUCGACAUCCUCGUUGACCAGGGCAAGGACGACCAGUUCCUCUCGGCCGGGCAGCUGCUGCCCGACAACUUCCUGGCCGCGUGCACGCAGGCCAAGGUUCCGGCCGUCUUCAGGCUACAGGAGGGCUACGACCACAGCUACUACUUCAUUGCCACCUUCAUGGACGACCACGUGCUGCACCACGCCAAGUACCUCAACGCGUGAUGGCGACACGGGGAGCCCGCAGCCCGCCGCGAGGCCCGGUGUCGCUCACCACAGCCUGGCGACGAUCCUGGGUUCGAGUCCAGGCUCUCAGCUGCCGGUGAUUUAAAAUCGGUUCCCGAGUUGUGUCGCAACCCUGUUUGCCAAAGAAAAGGGGCGCCGCGAUGGCGACGUGUUGUCUACGUACGUUGAACUUCUUUGGCACCGCACGUAGCCAACCACGCUAAUCGGAGGUGCGGGGGAAGGACAGCAAACUCAACACAAGAAGCAUUUGAACAAAAAAUGAGUUUUCAAUACAGAUUAAAAGUUCAUUAUAAAUGAGGAGGGAAAAGCCAGAGGACCCAAAUAAAAAUCCACGCGAUCACAGGGAGAACAUGCAAACUUAAAAUAUACAACAGGCAUCAGGAUUGGGAUCGAACCCACGACCUCUUGUACACCAGGAGAGGUAGUUAACAUAUUGCCACCAUCGCAGCAGCAGCAGCUCUGGUUUUGUGGAGCACUUUCACGUGGCCAGGUUGGAUCUUGACCUGGAAACUUGGGUGUGGAGCCGGUUCAGAGUAUUCCACGUGUACGUGACAUCAUCAUCAUCUGAAAGGAGAUCCGCUGCUCGAGGUGACACGGGUGGCUAAGCCACCCAGCCGAUUCCACGACAUUGUGCGUGUGACACAAUUGGCGAGAGACAAUUCGUGCCAUUAACGAGCAGUCAGAUUAUUUCGCAUUGAGGUUGGCAGAGCGAGCAGAACUAUAAAAGUGGAACUAAAUAAUAAUAAUAAAAUAAUUUUGGAAUUGUCCAUCUUCCAGGAUGUGUGGUCAGCGUGGAAGAGUAGGCCAAAAAUACCCUCCACAGGGGCUCUCUAGCACUCUCUCGAGCGGAGGGCCUCCUGCCAACAUUGCCGUUCGCAACGCAGUCGCAGGGCUGCACCUUUACCUUCAAUUGAAUCUCCAACCCCGUGACCGCAAACGGUGACCAUUCAUCAAGCCGCUUGGGGGGGUGUGUCUGUGUGUGCGCGCGUAUCUGUGUGUGUGCGACACAUGCCCUAUGCCCUCAUGCCC
This is a messenger RNA of Lethenteron reissneri (Far Eastern brook lamprey), 2067 nucleotides long. It is a transcript of the gene ESD, whose product is annotated as esterase D. Gene Ontology annotation, biological process: formaldehyde catabolic process. NCBI's taxonomy places the organism in Eukaryota, Metazoa, Chordata, Hyperoartia, Petromyzontiformes, Petromyzontidae. The record is from RefSeq and is a predicted model, not a curated record. Gene Ontology annotation, cellular component: cytosol. Gene Ontology annotation, molecular function: S-formylglutathione hydrolase activity.